Messenger RNA from Helobdella robusta, 861 nucleotides. RefSeq names its product synaptotagmin 7b (gene Syt7b). Gene Ontology annotation, cellular component: synapse; membrane; axon. The transcript is spliced from 5 exons. The coding region runs from base 1 to 861 and encodes 286 amino acids. Gene Ontology annotation, molecular function: clathrin binding; phosphatidylserine binding; SNARE binding. Gene Ontology annotation, biological process: regulation of dopamine secretion; calcium-ion regulated exocytosis; cellular response to calcium ion. The record is from RefSeq and is a predicted model, not a curated record. Lineage: Eukaryota; Metazoa; Annelida; Clitellata; Rhynchobdellida; Glossiphoniidae.
AUGACGUCAUCAACAAACGAUGACGUCCCAGAUGAAAACAACGACAAACUUGGCGUCCUACAUUUCAGCGUGGCCUACAGUUCAAAAGAUUCGACCUUGACGUUGAAAAUUUUAAGGGCAAAUGACCUCGUAGCCAAGGACAUGUCGGGAACCAGUGACCCCUACGUUAAAAUCUUGUUACUGCCUGAUAAGAAGCAGAAGUUGGUGACGAAAAUUAAGAGGAAGAACUUAAAUCCGAGGUGGAAUGAGACGUUUGCGUUCGAAGGAUUUCCGUACACGAAGCUCGUGAAUCGCACCCUCUACCUUCAGGUCCUCGACUACGACAGAUUCAGCCGGGAUGAUCCCAUCGGCGAACUCUGCAUCCCCCUGGCCGACCUUGACCUUUCGAAAGUUCAAACCUUCUCGAGGUCACUGCAACCUUGCAAAAGUUCUGUUGGUAAACUGGGAGAGUUGCAAGUGUCGCUGAACUACGAAGGCAGUGUUGGAGUCAUCAGCGUUGGCAUCGUCAAGGCAAGGAAUUUGAAAGCUAUGGACAUCAACGGCUCAUCUGAUCCUUACGUUAAAGUCUGGUUAAUGCACGAUGGCAAAAAAGUGGAGAAGAAGAAGACUGAGACGAAGGAGAAAGACUUGAACCCAACAUUCAAUGAGACCAUGAUGUUCACCGUCCCGUACGAACGCAUCCGGCAGACCAGCUUGGUCGUCUCUGUCAUGGAUUACGAUCGUAUGGGCAGGAAUGAACCUAUUGGCCAAUUAAUCCUAGGCAAUAAGAGCGGGCCUAUGGAAGUAAAACACUGGAAUGAGAUGUUCGCGAAGAGUCGGACGAACGUUGUCAAGUGGCACAUAUUGAAGGAUUUCAGUUGA